Molecule: messenger RNA, 549 nt
Organism: Zymoseptoria tritici IPO323
Lineage: Eukaryota; Fungi; Ascomycota; Dothideomycetes; Mycosphaerellales; Mycosphaerellaceae
Exons: 3
Coding region: 8-355 (115 amino acids)
Source: RefSeq, a predicted model, not a curated record
AGCCCGCAUGCCAACCACGCUCCGCAACCUCGCCGUCUCUCGACCCUUCGCCGCAACCCUCUCGCAAACUCUCUUCCACAAUGUCGCAAGACGGAACUUCCAAACGAGCCGGAGAAUGAUGGCGGAUGUCGUCGUGACGCCGAAAAAACCCAUUGGCGCAUUCAGAGGAUCGCUCUUGGGCUUCCUUCUGGGAACAGUGCUUGCGGGUAGUGGACUUUACUACUACGUUGUGGACGAGUACAAGGUGUCGAACACGCUGUUGACGGAGGACAUCUACGCGCUCCAGUCCGCGGUACAGAGAUUAGAGGGUUACGUCAAGAACAUCGAGGAGGAGGUAAAGACGAACAAGAAGUGAAGGCAGAGCAGGAGAAGCGAAACUUCGAGGGACAAGCCUACCAUCACACUCAGAGGGAUCUCGCUAGGCCUCAAGUCGAUCCCAGCUCACAAAGGAAACAAUACGAGGAUGGUCGAGUUGAAAGACUGAGUUCUUGUACAUUGUAAUGUCCUAUAUACCCGACAACAGUAUCACGCAGCACGGCGUGUCUGCAG